GUACUAGGUAAGGAACAAGAAAGUUUUCAAAGUUUUCUCUUGUUCCGGGGGUUUCCAAUGGUGCUAUGUCGCAAUAAUGCAAUAAACGGCAACCUUGCCCAGUUCCGUCAUCUUUGAAAAUUCAUUCCUUUCGCAAACAACUAAAAACAAAAGGCUCGCUUCUAGUUCUAACUUAUUAUAAUUAUGUUCAGAGUUUCUAUAUGGUGGUACACUACCUUUAAUAUAUAUAUACCUAUAUAUAUAUAUUUUCUCCUAUAUGCUAUUAAAUCUUUUAGUUAUUCCCUAACACCGGCCAUUAUCGCACCAAUUGCCGAUCCCUGAACUCGCGGUGCAGAUGGCUCCUCCGACGGCCCCUCUGAACCUCGAUGUCGAAGCGAUAUCAGGUAUCUGCGGCUCCAUCUCGAUUGCGGCAUGGGUCGUGGUCUUCUCGCCCCAGAUUAUAGAAAAUUUCCGACGAGGCUCCGCUGAUGGCUUGUCCGUCCCCUUCAUUAUCCUCUGGCUCCUCGGCGAUGUCUUCAACAUCCUCGGCGCCAUACUCCAAGGCGUGCUGCCGACGAUGCUCAUCUUAGCCAUCUACUACACGAUAGCCGACUUCGUUCUUCUGGCGCAAUGCUUCUACUACAAGGGAUUUACUUGGAGGGACGAACUCCCGUCGUCUAAGCCGAAACCCUCGAACGUCGUUGCCGUCAGCGAGCCUACGGAAAGAACGGGGUUGUUGAAUGGCCAUUUCGAAGAGAGGGAGAGAAGAGGCAGUGAUUGGUCUCAUCUAAAUCCGACGGUACCUAUGGUGUCGGAAAUCCCAGUUCCACCCCCGCCUGCGCCAACGAAGUUGCAGUCGAUAAUAUGGAAUUCGGUGGCAGUCCUCAUGGUUUGCGUGGCGGGCGUGCUCGGAUGGCUGUUGAGUAGACAGUAUUCUAACAGCCAACCUGAUUCACCUGCGGACGAGGGACUUCCUUCGUUCGAUGUUUUAGGUCAAAUAUUUGGUUGGCUGUGCGCUCUUCUCUACCUUGGUUCGAGGCUCCCUCAAUUGCUGCUUAAUUGGCGCCGUAAGUCGACUGAGGGUGUGAGCAUCCUGUUCUUCCUCUUCGCCUGCCUUGGAAAUUUGACAUACGUCCUUUCUAUCUUGGCCUACGAGCCUCACUGUGCUGGCCCGCGAUGCCAGCCUGGUGAGGCAGAGCGGAUAUAUGGAAGAUAUAUACUCAUCAACUCCAGUUGGCUAGUCGGCAGCUUGGGAACCUUGCUCUUGGACCUGGGCAUAUUUGCCCAAUUCUUUAUCUAUAGCAAGAAUAACCCGGCGGACGAAGACGGCGCCGUAUUCGAAGACGAGGAAGCUAGCAUCGAUGAACGACGGGCUGAUGAUCGGCCGCUCCUGCAGCGGACUGGCUCGGGUCUUCCGUAUAUUCCAUAAACUGGAGAAACAACAACGCUCAUUAUUAAUACUUUUGCAUAUAUGAGUUUACAGAAAAAACAUGGGUUGGUAUUGGAACGAAAAAGAGUAGUGGAGUUCAGGUUCAUUUUCAUUUUCAUUCUCCAUCUAUUUUUUUUAAUGUGUGUCAGCUAGGAUAUUGACAAAACAGCACAUUCUUAAUAUUAAAUAAGGGGCUACCGAGAACGGUGUAUUUUAUUCAUUGUUGUGAUACAGUUGGGGGAUAUGCAGCAAUGCAUCAAGAGAGGUGAAACCAAAAGCUAUAUCGUAUUUUACUCUAUUUCUUAUUUUAGACAAAUCUAAGUUACCGAUUCUCCUCAUUCUUAAGUUGGGUAGAUAGAUCAAAUAAUUCAUAUCUGGUUGUGCAUAUCAACGGCUAUAGCCUUAGUAUAUUAGUUGAUCUCUCUCGCAUAAUC
This is a messenger RNA of Daldinia caldariorum, 1842 nucleotides long. Its product is annotated as PQ-loop-domain-containing protein. Gene Ontology annotation, cellular component: fungal-type vacuole membrane. The transcript has 2 exons. Bases 335 to 1408 code for a protein of 357 amino acids. Gene Ontology annotation, biological process: basic amino acid transmembrane export from vacuole. The record is from RefSeq and is a predicted model, not a curated record. NCBI's taxonomy places the organism in Eukaryota, Fungi, Ascomycota, Sordariomycetes, Xylariales, Hypoxylaceae.